AUGGCUCGAAAGAGUGAUAGGAAAAUGGUUGUUAAAUCCACUAAGAAAGUCGUUGAAGAAAGUGUUCAAGUUUCAGUUAUAAGCAGCAACAAAAGAUUAACACGCACAAUAACAAUCUCUAGUGAAAACAAAAACAAUGACCAGGAAGAACAAAACAGAAACAUUAAUAUCAUCACAGGGGAGAUGAAGAAGAGCAAGACACAGAAAGGUAAGAAGAAGAGGAAGAAGAGUGUUGAAGGGUACCAAAGGUAUGUGUACAAGGUGUUGAAACAAGUGCAUCCUGAAAUGGGAGUUUCAUCGAAAUGCAUGGUGAUUUUGAACAAUUUUAUGAAUGAUAUGUUUGAGAGACUAGCUUGUGAGGAUAUUAAGUUGAAGGAUUAUACAGGAAACAUGACAUUUUCAUCAAGGGAGAUUCAAGGAGCAUUUAAGCUUGUUUUUCCUGGUGAGCUUGGGAAACAUGCUAUUGCUGAAGGGAUCAAAGCUGUGAACAACUAUACAGCUUAUGAAUCUGCAUGA
Messenger RNA from Vicia faba (fava bean), 516 nucleotides. Lineage: Eukaryota; Viridiplantae; Streptophyta; Magnoliopsida; Fabales; Fabaceae. The record is from the annotation of a GenBank genome assembly.